ACGUUGCGUGCGGUUUCGUUGGGCUCCGAACUCCGAGCUGCGUGCCCAUUUUCUCCGAACACACAUCCUUCGUGUCCUCGGAAAAUAUUCAAAGUGCGUUCCGUUGUCGUUGUCUGUUUGUUGGCUUUUUAAUAACUCACCAGCGAGUGGCAACUAGUCGCACCAACUAUGUCCCGACUAUUGCCAGGACAAGUGGCAGACCCGACAUUUACUAUUCGCCUUUGGCGGCAGUCGGUUGUCCUCGCGCAUCUCAUCCAAACUGCAAAAAAGUGAUCAGUUCAAACCUAAAUUGAAAAUUUCUUUAAAGUGUUGAAAAUCAGGUUAAACGGGCCGCAAAUCCGCAUCGUGUAAUGAAAAUCAAAGUACAUAAAUAUAAAAUUAAAUGUCGUAAAUAAAAAAAUAAUAACAUAGGGACGUAUAAAAUAUGUACAUGUGAAUGUGUCAGACGACGCGACUCGCGAGGCGACACAAAGCGAAAUUUAAGAAACGUGCCACAUUAAAUAUUUAAGAAACUCAGAAAGCCGACAAAAGUAUAAGGAAAAUUUGGAGCCUAACAGCGUUUGGUCUAACCAUCAAUGACAUCCAAGUGAAGCCUACGGAAGUGACUCCCUCGGCCCCAAGAUGUACGGACUGCUCCUGGAGAAUCUCUCCGAGUACAUCAAGUCUGUGUAUGGCGAGGAGAAAUGGGAGGACAUCCGACGACAGGCUGGCAUCGAUUCGCCCUCGUUCAGCGUCCAUCAGGUCUAUCCCGAAAAUCUGCUGCAGAAGUUGGCCAAAAAGGCCCAAGCGGUCCUUGGCGUUUCCGAGCGAGAGUUCAUGGACCAGAUGGGCGUCUACUUCGUGGGCUUCGUGGGUCAGUAUGGCUACGAUCGCGUCCUCUCCGUGCUGGGUCGCCACAUGCGCGACUUCCUCAACGGACUGGACAACCUGCACGAGUACCUGAAGUUCUCGUAUCCGCGGAUGAGGGCCCCCAGUUUCAUCUGCGAGAACGAGACGAAGCAGGGUCUGACCCUGCACUACCGCUCCAAGCGUCGGGGAUUCGUCUACUACACGAUGGGCCAGAUUCGAGAGGUGGCACGGUAUUUUUACCACAAGGAGAUGCACAUAGAGCUGGUUCGGGAGGAGAUCCUCUUUGAUACGGUCCACGUCACCUUCCAGCUGACCUUCGAUAAUCGGGCGUUUACCCUGGCAUCCUUGGCCAUGACGAGGGAGGAAAAGCACCUGCCCAUUAGCGCCCAUGUGCUGUUCGAGAUCUUUCCCUUCUGCAUGGUGUUUGGUGCUGACAUGGUGGUACGCAGCAUAGGAAACUCUUUAAUGGUGAUUUUGCCGGAACUAUUGGGCAAAAAAAUCACGGCCUGGUUUGAUUUGGUUCGUCCCCUGAUUGCAUUCAAAUUCCAGACUAUACUAAAUCGCACCAAUAACAUAUUUGAACUGGUCACUGUGGAUCCAGUCACGGAAAGAUUUGAUUCCCAAAACGAGGACUUACUUCAGCAUGAAGAUGGCAGCGAACCGGAAAAGUCAUUGAGAUUAAAAGGUCAAAUGGUUUACAUGGAAAACUGGCGCAUGAUCAUGUUCCUGGGCACCCCCGUAAUGCCAGAUUUAAAUUCGCUGAUAACCACUGGCCUUUAUAUCAACGAUCUCUCAAUGCACGACUUUAGCAGGGAUCUUAUGCUGGCGGGCACCCAGCAAUCAGUGGAACUGAAGCUGGCCCUGGAUCAAGAGCAGCAAAAGUCCAAGAAGCUGGAAGAGUCCAUGCGAUUGUUGGAUGAGGAAAUGCGGCGUACUGAUGAGCUAUUGUAUCAGAUGAUACCCAAGCAGGUGGCCGAUAGGCUGAGACGGGGCGAGAAUCCUAUUGAUACCUGUGAGAUGUUCGAUAGUGUAUCCAUACUGUUCUCGGACAUCGUUACCUUCACCGAGAUCUGCAGUCGCAUCACGCCGAUGGAGGUGGUGUCCAUGCUGAAUGCCAUGUACUCGAUCUUCGACAAGCUGACGGAGAGGAAUUCUGUGUACAAGGUGGAGACAAUUGGCGACGCGUACAUGGUAGUGGCGGGGGCCCCAGAUAAGGAUGCCAAUCACGCCGAGCGAGUCUGUGAUAUGGCUUUGGAUAUGGUGGAUGCCAUAACCGAUCUCAAGGAUCCCUCCACGGGCCAGCAUUUGAGGAUACGUGUGGGCGUCCACUCGGGAGCCGUGGUGGCCGGCAUUGUGGGCCUCAAGAUGCCCCGCUAUUGCCUUUUUGGGGACACCGUUAACACCGCCUCGCGAAUGGAGUCCACCAGCAUCGCCAUGAAGGUACACAUCUCGGAGUCCACGAAGAUUCUCAUCGGCCCCAACUACAAGAUCCUGGAGCGGGGCGAGAUCGAUGUGAAGGGCAAGGGCACCAUGGGCACGUAUUGGCUGGAGGAGCGCGAGAACAGGUUGCCCCUCCAACUGACAGCGACGCUCCAGGUGCACCCGGUCUCUCCGGCCUCGAGUACGGCCACCUCAAAGCCGAAGGCCAUUAUGCCGCCGGUAUCCAAGGCGCUGACUCCUUUGGUUCCCGUUUCCGUGUCGCUGGAUGUUUCGAUUCCGGCCACUACUGUUCCAACGGUGGAUGUGGUAGCACCUUCGUCCAGCAUAUCGGGCUUGGUGCUCACAGCGGCUGCCGCUGCACACAUGUCGCUUCAUCACCAGGCGGUUGUGGCAGCGGGAUUGUCUGGAGAUUCAGGAUCUACAGUUGUAAGUGGUGUGGGGGAUUCAGCAUCAUCAGGAGGAGGAGAUGCAGCAGCAGCAGCAGCAGCAGGAGGAGGGGCGGCAGUUGGGGCACCUGCCGAUGACCGUAACAGUCGCAUCUAUUCACCCGUGACUUUCAAGGACGUGGCUCGCCGUAGCGUAGCCAAUUCUCCGGUGAGGGGCAGUGCUGGCUUCCCGUGCUCGGACCAGGAAAAACGACGCGAAUCCCGAUCCAAUUCCACGGGCCACGUGUUCAUGCGCUCCCCCUCGGACAUUUUUGGCUCACUCAUCCUGGACACCGAGGAGUUCCUCGAGGAUCUGCAGAUCUCACGCAGCUCCCUGGCUAACAAUAACAAUAAUGCGCCCCCCUGUGGCUUCAGUCCAACUCCUCCAUUCCGAAUUGGCAGCGCCCCAUCCAAGCCGAGACCCAGUAAUCCGGAUAAGUUCACGCCGGAGGAACUGGCCGCCAUGGAUCAAAUGACGCCGCCUUCGACAGCUCCGGCCAGGGAAACGGCAUCCUGCAGCAGUGCAUCCUUGGAUCGCGACAAGGCGGCCAAGCUCAGGAAAAUCACCUUCUCCAACAGCAGCAGCAUGGAUGCAACCACAACUACGACAGCAGUGGCUGCCGUGGUGUGCCCCAUGCGAUCCAAGACCCCACCAAUGUCACAACAGCCGGUGGUGCAGGCUAGUACCAGCAAGGGCGACUCCAAACGCCCAGGAUCAAAGGAUUCGGUCUCAUCCAUUUCCCUGCACUCACCUCCUCCACAUCGGUCGAACUCAGCGCCAGCCAGGCCACAUUCCAUGUCGAAGGCGGCACGAAAAGCUUUCCUGGCCGCCAAGCAGACCAAGGCCAUGGAGAAACUGGACAAGAUGAUCGAGGAGGUCCACGAAGUGGAGUCCCAGUCGGCGACGAAGGCGGCCAACAUGCGGCUGGCCCUCGGACAUGACAGAGGCGGAGGCGGUGAUCUGGCCGCCGGUGGCUGUCCACUUUUCCUGCCGCCACCGCCGCAGCAGCAACAGCGCCUGAUGCCCAGCUCCAUUUCAGAUUCCGGUCUCUGCAGUCAUGGACACAGCCAUGCGCCCAGCUGCCACCAUUUGGAGCCGAAGAUGAGCAACAGCCAGAGUUUCCAGCACUCUCCACGCGGGGGAAUCACCCAUCAGUGCUGCAGUGGCUUUGGACACGGAAAUGGGCGUCACUCCCACCGGAUGCACUCGAACGCCUGCCGGAUUCUGUAGAGAACCCACCGGGCAGCAGCAGCAGCACCAGCAACCCACAUCCAUAUCAUGCAUACUGACUCGGAUUCUGCUCAAUGUUUUCGCGCGCUUUGUGGUGUAGUGGUGAUAACUAGUCAGCAAUUAUUAGGGUUUAGUUAGUUGUUGAAUCUCAUAGUGUAUAGAAUAGGUAAAGAAUGUACCUACAUGUCAUACAUAUAUAUACCCAGCUAGUCAAGCAGGGCUUUAAAAUUUGGCAGUGUCUAAAAUAUGCUAAGAAUCUGUAAAAACCGUUAAAACUCUUUCAUGUGUAUUAAUCAAAAAAUUUCCAAGUUAUUGACCUCUAUAUAUGACAAUACCAAAAGGCAACCAAACUACAAAAGGAAAGGUAUUUUCCACACGUUUUCAUGAAACCACCUGAGGCAGAGUUUGCUCACAAAACAAACUUAACUUAUUAUGUAUGUAUUAUAUAUCUCUAUAUAUUUGUAGUAGUUAAAUGGUUAAGUAGAUUUUAUGUGGACACAAUAUUGAAUAAAUGUUUCCAAAGGGAUUCUAUUUUCUUAAUGUUUUAACUGAAGGUCCAACUAUUUCUUUUAUUGCAAUCCCUUAAACUGUAUUACUUUUAAUUGAUCAAAAAAUUGGAUGUAAUGCUAUAAACUACACCUGAAAGUUAAGCAAAUAAAGAAUAUUAUUGCUACAGAAACGUCUUUUAGAUUUCCUUUGUAUACAUACAUAGCUAUGUUUAACUGCCCAAUUUGUUUCAAUAAGCUUAUCCUCGAUUUCUAUUUACAUCAAAACAUACAUUUUAAUUUAAGUAGUUUUAUUUUUUGGUAUUCAGAAAG
Messenger RNA from Drosophila gunungcola (fruit fly), 4763 nucleotides. It is a transcript of the gene Gyc88E, whose product is annotated as soluble guanylate cyclase 88E. Lineage: Eukaryota; Metazoa; Arthropoda; Insecta; Diptera; Drosophilidae. Gene Ontology annotation, biological process: nitric oxide-cGMP-mediated signaling; response to oxygen levels; cGMP biosynthetic process. The record is from RefSeq and is a predicted model, not a curated record. Gene Ontology annotation, cellular component: guanylate cyclase complex, soluble. Gene Ontology annotation, molecular function: heme binding; guanylate cyclase activity; oxygen sensor activity.